Messenger RNA from Esox lucius (northern pike), 3383 nucleotides. It is a transcript of the gene lmf2a, whose product is annotated as lipase maturation factor 2a. Bases 152 to 2287 code for a protein of 711 amino acids. The transcript has 15 exons. The record is from RefSeq and is a predicted model, not a curated record. Gene Ontology annotation, biological process: protein maturation. Lineage: Eukaryota; Metazoa; Chordata; Actinopteri; Esociformes; Esocidae. Gene Ontology annotation, cellular component: endoplasmic reticulum membrane.
AUUAUCCGUUUGUACGUAGCGACGUGUCUCCGGGUCGUAUUAAAACACUGCUUGUCCUGACUGUAGUUGACAGGCCAAAGUGGAGAAGUGAAAGUAAGCGAGAGGAGGGUUACUGUAGAAGGAAAAGUCACCGCUCCAAGACUGCUCAAACAUGGGCUACAUCACUCUACCGCGUCGCCUGUUCCUCUGGUGUAUGGCUCUCAUCUACAUGUUUGCCUUCUUCUCCCUCUACCUGCAGAUACCUGGCCUGUAUGGAAAUGACGGCUUGUUGCCAGCACGGUGGCAGCUGCGGUACAGUGGGAAAGCCUUCUUGGAGCAGCUCCUCUCCACUCCCACCUUACUUUGGCUUGGGCCACACCUAGGUCUGGACACUCAGACUGCUAUGGAGCUGCUCUGCCUGCUGGGGGCAGCACUGAGUCUGGCUGCUACGCUACUAGAAUCUCUUAGAGACAGCCUGGUGUUUCUGUUUCUCUGGGUCUUAUAUCUGUCACUGUGCCAGGUGGGACAGGUGUUCCUCUACUUUCAGUGGGAUUCUCUUCUUUUGGAGACUGGAUUCCUAUGUGUGCUCAUUGCCCCACUGACAACUGUGCCAGGAUGGCGGGCUGGGAGAGUGCAUGACCCUGUGACCUUCUGGUUGGCCCGCUGGCUGCUUUUCAGGCUGAUGUUUGCCUCUGGUGUUGUCAAACUCACGUCACGUUGCCCAACCUGGUGGGGCCUCACAGCAUUGACCUAUCACUAUGAGACCCAGUGUAUCCCUACACCCCUGGCCUGGUUUGCCCACCAACUCCCUGUCUGGUUGCACAAGCUGUCUGUGGUGGCUACCUUCGUCAUUGAGAUUGCUGUUCCCUUCCUCUUCUUCAGCCCUCUACGUCGACUUCGCCUCGGGGCCUUCUACAUGCAGGUGUUACUGCAGGUGCUGAUCAUCCUGUCGGGGAACUAUAACUUCUUCAACCUCCUUACUUUGACACUGUGUCUGUCUCUGCUGGAUGACCAGCACAUAUACUUCUGGCUCCGUAGGAAGUACAUACACACUCCUAACAAAGGCUCCUCACUGUGGUCGUGGGCAGGGUUUUUGGUGGAGCUUGCAGUUUGGACCCUGAUUGGCUAUGGAACAGUCACAUGUUUUGACCUGCAGAUUGACUGGGACAAGGGGACUGUGUCCUCCAGGACAGCAUUCACCUUUCACCAGUUCAACCAGUUCCUGAAGACGGUCACCUUCCCUGCAGUCUGGCUGGGAGUACUGUCUCUCACAUGGGAACUAGUGACUGCCAUGUUCAGGUGUGCGUGUGUGCAGGGGUUCUUCAGGAGGUUUUUGGGUACAGUUCAGUGGACGGUGUUUGGUGCUGCUGCUGUCUCUAUGUUUGCCAUUAGUCUGGUCCCAUUCACCUACAUAGAGUACGACAGUAAUGCCAGUUUAUGGCCGGGGUUGAGACAGGGUUAUGAUGCAGUCGGCCGCUACCAGCUGGUCAACUCCUAUGGCCUGUUCCGACGCAUGACUGGGGUGGGGGGGCGGCCGGAGGUGGUGAUAGAGGGAUCCAUGGACAGAGUCACCUGGACGGAGAUAGAGUUCAUGUAUAAGCCAGGUAACCUCAGCGCCACUCCCGCGGUCAUCACCCCUCAUCAACCUCGCCUGGACUGGCAGAUGUGGUUUGCAGCCUUGGGAGUCCACAGCCACUCUCCCUGGUUCACCAGCCUGAUGCACAGGCUGCUGCAGGGCAAGACCGAGGUUAUCGAGUUGAUCCAGUCUGACAUGUCUAAGUACCCGUUUCACCAGCAGCCUCCCAUGUACCUCAGAGCACACCGCUACAAAUACUGGUUCACUGAAAAACUGGCCAAUGGGCCAUUCCCUAAGCGCUGGUGGAGGAGGGUGUAUGUUGAGGAGUUCUACCCCACAGUGCAUCUGGGUGAUGCCUUCCUGGAGAGCAUGCUCAGCCAUCACGGACUCAAGGAGAAGUCCUCCCCUCGACGUUUGUCUGAGACUGCUCUAGUCCAGUUGGUGAGGUGGGUGCGCGCUCAAGUGAACGGUUUGUCUGCACCCCUGCUGCUCUGGAGCCUACUCUUCUGCAGCGCCUCCAUCUGUCUGCUCCGAGGACUGCAGUUUGAGGUCACACUCAAGACCAAACCUAGUGAACCCACAACCUUACCACACCCCCAAGAAGAUAAACAGACCAUGUCUGUAGAGGAGGUGGACGAGGAGGAGGAGGUAGAGGAUGAUGCUGGAAAGAAGACCGGAGGUUUUAAAGACGAUUAUGAAAAUGUAGAGGAUGUGACUGAUGAGGAUGGUUGACUGAAACAAUACGUUUCCUCCUGAUCUUUAUACCUGAAACUAACUCCUCUCCUGUCCAGCUGUCCUAGUUUGGAGAAAGCUGCCUCUCCUUACUAUCUGUCUGCCUGUCUUGACUUCAUGUCAGCCUUUCCCUAACGGCAAACCUCUAACCAAAGACUUGACUGUAAGUCAUGUGAAACAAUAGAUGGAGCUUUAUUGUACUGAUGGAACCAGUUUUCGGCUAUUUGCUGCUUUCAGACGUGCCAGAGGAAGAUCUAGGAUCGGUCAGACCGUAAGUCACAUCACCACACACAGGAUCCUGGGAAGAGUCACUACAAUCACAAUACACAUUUCAUUGCAUCCCAGUGAAUCAGUGCUGUUAAUAUAUUGUAUCACAAUGACUAAACAUUAUUGGUAGAUGCUGAAUAUAUUUACAAGCAUUUUCACCCAUUGCAAUCAUUGUGAUUCUACACUAUAUAUGCCUAAUAUACAUGUAUAUAAUGCCAUCCACUUGUGUGAGCUCUUUUCCUUAACACACACACGCUUCUCUGGCAACUUAACAGUGCCUUCAGAAAGUGUUCAAACCCCUGAACUUUUGUGGCUUAGGGGUCUAAGCCAGUGGUGGUCAAACCUCUCCUGGGGUCCCCCAGCAGGUCUGUUAUACCAAUCCCAGAGCCCGCAAACCUGAAUCAACUUGUCAACUAAUUUAUUAAGCCCAUGGCUGCUUGAUUCAGGUGAGCUGGUUUAGAGCUACAACAACAUGGUGGUGUCCCUAGGAGAGGAUGGAGAGCCACCUGGUCCAAGUCACUGCCUCUGGAGCGUAUGUAAUGCUGCAGCAUGAGUUUGAAUCUGGUCCACUGCCGAAACUCUUUUACCACUUUCCUGUCCAAUGAAGCAAAAGAUGCCUGAAAAAUAUAUUCUCAGUAUAUAUCAGGGUUACUGUGCUUAAUUGUGCACAAUGUGUUGGCGUGUUGUUUACAGGGUGUUUGGUUUGUCACUGUGCUCCUUUUGUCUCAUCAAGUGUAUUUCUCACUUUUGAAAAAUUAUCACACCCUAAUGUGGUCAUUAAUGCUAAUGUUUUUGUAUCAUUCAUAAUAAACAUCUGUCAUUUACAUGU